Molecule: messenger RNA, 1056 nt
Organism: Parastagonospora nodorum SN15
Lineage: Eukaryota; Fungi; Ascomycota; Dothideomycetes; Pleosporales; Phaeosphaeriaceae
Exons: 5
Coding region: 1-1056 (351 amino acids)
Molecular function (GO): FAD binding; D-amino-acid oxidase activity
Source: RefSeq, a predicted model, not a curated record
AUGGGCAAAUCAAUUGUAAUUGUUGGUGCUGGUGUAAUUGGUCUAGACGUUGCACUCUUGCUUGCAGAACGUGGCUACGGUUCGCACAUUACAGUAGUAGCAGAGCAUCUUCCUGGAGACACGUCAAUAAAUUACACUUCGCCAUGGGCAGGGGCAAACUUCUCUGCCAUUUCCGGUGGUGAUGCGAAUGCGUUGCGCUGGGACAAGCUCGGGUAUGGACACAUGAUGAAGCUUGCUGAAGAGCACGGUGUGGAAGCAUGCAUAUCGAAAACACCAUCGUUCGAGUACUGGGAUGAGAUGCCAGCACGCGCGAAGAUCGAAUCCAUGGCUGAAUAUCUAAAGGACUUCAAGAUCCUGCCAAAAUCCGAGAUACCAGAAGGAUGCCAAUUUGGUGUUACAUUCACCACUAUCACAGUGAACGCACCUAGAUAUAUUCAAUAUCUCCAUCGAGUUCUGAAGGAGCAACAUGGUGUCCAAUUCGUUCGGGAAAAGUUGCCAAGCAUCGAGUCCGCCUUUUGCGAUCCAUCAACAAAGGUCGUCUUCAACUGCACUGGUAAUGGUGCGCGAACUCUCCAGGGUGUGCAGGAUGAAAAGUGUUACAACACCAGAGGACAGAUCCUACUUACACGAGCACCCCAUAUCGCCAAAAAUGUAAUGCGCCAUGGAAAAGACUACGAGACAUACAUAAUACCAAGGCCGCAGUCGAAUGGUAACAUCAUCCUGGGUGGUUUCAUGCAAAAGGGCGUGAGCACUGGAGACACGUUCUCAAGCGAGUCAGAAUCGAUAGUGAAACGCACCACUACCUUGCUGCCAGAACUGCUCACAGGUGGCAUGGAGGUCUUGGCUCCAUUUGCUGGCUUGCGGCCGUCGCGAGAGGGCGGUGCGCGCGUGGAAAGGACAGAUAUCGAGCUUGAUGCAUGCAGGACGGGUGUUCUUGUUCACAACUACGGCGCUGGUGGUACAGGAUUCCAGGCAGGUCUUGGAAUGGCGCAAGAUGCAAUAACAGCAGCGGAAGAUGUAUUAUCUGGCUUGCUGAAGCAGAGGAGUCGUCUGUAA